AUGGGGACCAACGAAUUCAAGACGCCAAGACGGCCAAAAUACCGUGUCAACAAACCUCAGCAGCGAGGAGAUCACAUACUGCCCUGGACGGCUUCACGGUGCCAACGGCUUCUCCGUCCACUGCUCUCGCGGAUAUCUCUCUUGCGCAAAAGCGCUACAAAUUUGCCAUGUCCCGAUACGUUGCCUCAGUCUCUGCCAUCGCCAACCCGACCGGCUGUCGCAAGCGAGAGCUGUGCCUGGCUAGCCCCGCGGAAGAAGCUUCGACGUACAUAUUCGCAAAGAGGUGCGAAUGCUCUUUCUGUCGAAGGCCCAGAGGUUGAGCCCGUCAGAUUUAAAGCCGCCAGAGACCUACAACGUGAGAGUCAUACUGGAGAGAUUGUGGCUUUCACCCCCCUGUUGCGACGCGUUCGGGGACAUCAAAUGUCAUCGCCCAUUCAGGGGUCAGAACCAGUUCUAGAAAACUCGUUCGAGACGGAAAGUCGUUUUUGCAAACGUGAUGCGAAGCUCGAAGACUGGCUGGUGUCUUUAAGAACCCAUGUCUCCCCUGCCAGAUAUACGGACUAUGAAGCCGUCUUCCGUGCUACCGAGGCUUUGUUGAAUGUUGUAAGCCAAAGGCCUAGCAGAAAAGGCGCAUCAUCAUUUCUGGACAUGUGUCUCCGCAAAGUGCCUCAUUACAUUGCGGGCGUAAAGGCUUGGGAGGUGCACGAAGCAGAGCUGAGCGGAACGAGAACGAAUACUACAGGAGCGGACACUGGGUCACGCAUCUACUCAGAGCUCGAGUCUUUAGGUUCAUUCGAUGAUGGUUGGACUCACCUACGAACUGCUACCGAAGCCGAAGCAAUGAACGUCCUUGUGAGAGCCAUGGCAGAAGGAUUAUUUCCGGAUGAAUUCUCGAUGAUACUCAUUGAGCUUUGUUCCAAUUAUGGAGUCAAACAACUCGAUGAACUACUUGAUACGUUCACGAGCCGCCCAUAUCCUCGACCUCUGAGUUUGGACUCGAAAUUUUCCGAAAUAUCAAUGCUACGACCUCUGUCCUUCUUGCGGGACAUUUCAAUCAAAACAGGCCGUCCGUCUAUGAUGUUGCAGCAGAUUUCCGUCCUGCUUGCCCGUGGCUCAUUGCAUUAUACUUGGCUUGCGAUUUGGGACUUCAAGGAGAUUUGGGCAUCGGCCUUUGAGAUGAUCUCCAAGGGCCGCGCGGCUCUAGAUGCUGUUGACUUCCUUGCUACGUCAGUCAUACUGCUAUGCAGAAACUUACAGAUCAGUCCCAAUCAGAAACUACCAGAUUCCCCAAACGAGUUGAUCACGUCGUGUCAACAAUUGCACAUUACCACCUUAGCUAUACUGGCAGCUAUGAGGCGACUCAGUCAGGAUGAGCUUUUUGCCAAUAAAAGCCCGAAUCCAGUCAAAGUUGCGCGAAUCGGCCGGGGCAUUGGCUUUACUCUAAACGCCUGUAUAGGCGAGAUCGAAUCUUGGAAGGGGAGACGAGGCAAACCUCGGGUGCUAUUAUAUCUCGCAAUGUUUCUCUCGUCUCCGAUCUCCGAAGGUGAGCGAUUUGAUAAUCUUGUUGCCAAAGUGAUUGAAGCUACGAAUGGUUCCAAUGAAGAGAGGCUGCAGUUCAUGAAACGGUCUCAGGCCAUGAUCUCACUCCUGUCAGGAACUGCCAAGAUAUGUGGUCGUGGAACGACACUUGCGUCACGGCACUAUCUCGCAGCGUUCUGCAAACAGCUCGGGCGCUUGGGGCUACCAACCGAUUUGCUUGAGACUAUCAACAAAACAGGGGCAUUUACUUUGGCGGAGCAAAGUAACGAUCUACGAGACCUGUUGUACGCUGAGAGUUUGGUCUCUGGCUCGGCCAGUACUGGCGGCGAUGGGUGCCAUCAAGGAUCAAGGAAACCAAUGCUGUUUGAGGGUUUUCGAUGGGAUGCGUCAAUCAGCGAAUGGGUGACCGCGAGCCCCACGACCGGGAAGAAAACACAGAGGAACAAAACACUGAGAUCGUCAGCGAGGGCGCAUCAUGGAAGGAUGUCGGACCCAUUUGUGGAUCGCACGUCCCUCUCCCCGUCAAGAUCAACGGGUUCCACUGGUCAUGUCGCAACCGCAACCUCGUCCGAUAACAUUCGUAUCUCCGGUCAGGGCCGACUUGGCUCAGCAUCCCAAGACUCUCUGUCAAGCAUUACGAUCUCGGAUACGACGCCGAUGCCAAGGCACCAAAAACAUGCGAACCACUACAAGAAGCGUCACAGUGAGCCUCAUGCAGCCAAGAACACGACAUUUGACGAUGAGCUUUGCGACAACAAAGAAAACCAAGGACAAGUCGUGAAGAGGAAGCGGUAUGGCAGCGAAGUGAGGAGGCCACUUGGAAGAACGCGGCGCGUUCGACUUUCUGGCGGCGGUGUCCACAGUGACGAUGAACUGGGUGUAUAA
Molecule: messenger RNA, 2424 nt
Organism: Pestalotiopsis fici W106-1
Lineage: Eukaryota; Fungi; Ascomycota; Sordariomycetes; Amphisphaeriales; Sporocadaceae
Exons: 2
Coding region: 1-2424 (807 amino acids)
Source: RefSeq, a predicted model, not a curated record